AAAAAAGAAUUCUUUACACAGUUUUAAAAGGUUUAAGUAAAGUUUAUUAGACAAUUUUUUGAAGAAUAUUUAAGAACAUGAAUACUGAUGAAAACUUAAAAAGAAAAAAUGAAGAAGAUGGAGAUGAAGAAGGAUUUAUUGGACCACCAGUUCCAAUUUUAAAGAAAAAAAAGAAAUUGGAGUUUGAACAAGUUUACUUAAAAAACCUUCCGUCUUGUGACAAUUAUGAAAAAAGUUACAUGCAUCGAGAUGUAGUGACUCAUGUAGAAGUAACAACAAACAAUUUUAUAAUAACUGCAAGUAUGGAUGGUCAUGUUAAGUUCUGGAAAAAAAAAGAAGGGGAUAUUGAGUUUGUUAAACACUUUCGUGCACAUUUAGGUGCUAUUGAAGAUGUAUCAUCAAGUGUAGAUGGGACUUUGUAUGCAACAGUUGGAAUGGAUAAAGCUCUUAAAAUAUUUGAUGUUAUUAAUUUUGACAUGAUAAACAUGAUAAAACUUAACUAUCAUCCAUCAUUGUGUGAAUGGUUGUUUAAAAAGGGUGAUCCAAUAUCAGCUAUUGCUAUUUCGGAAAAAGAAGGCAAUGUUAUUUAUAUUUAUGAUGGAAGAGGAGAAUCAAAACUUUUAACAACACAAACUAUUCAUUUCAAGCCCAUUACUGCUAUGAAAUACAAUCCAGUUUAUGAUGUUAUGAUAUCAGCUGAUGAAUCAGGAAUGCUAGAAUAUUGGAGUGGACAGAAACAAGAUUUUUUGUUUCCAAAAAAUGUAAAAUUUGAGUUUAAGACUGAUACAGAUUUAUUUCAUUUUGUAGCUAAUAAGACUUAUGUGACUUCAAUUAGCUUUUCAAAAGAUGGAAAUCAAUUUGUAACAAAAUCAAUGGAUAAGAAAGUAUGUGUAUUUCGGUUUCUUACUGGUAAAAAGACAAAAGUUCUUGUUGAAAGUUUAAAGACUUUAACUGCAACACAACAGGAAAAACAAGUUCUUCCAAAUAUGGAAUUUGGUAGACGUGUAGCUAUUGAAAGAGAACUUGAAAAAAGUGAAGCAUUUAAACAAGUUAACCCAGUGUUUGAUGAAACUGGAUAUUUUAUUCUUUACUCUACAAUCCUUGGAAUAAAAGUCGUUAAUUUAGUUACUAACACAUGUGUCAAGUUUAUCGGCAUGAAAGACAAUGUUAGAUUUCUAAAUAUCGGUUUAUACCAAGGAAAUCCAAACAAAAUUAGUUCUUCUUUUACUUUGGAAAUGACAGCUUCUGAUAACCCAUCAUUAGAUAAGAUUUCUGCUGAUCCAUGUCUAAUAUGCACAGGUUUUAAAAAGAAUCGAUUCUAUAUUUUAAGUAGGAGAGAUCCUGAUCAAGAUCAAAGUGAUCGAGAUAUUUUUAACGAAAAACCAUCAAGGGAUGAAAUUGUUGCUGCAACUCAAGAAACCACAGUCAAAUGUCUAGCAGAAAAUGUAGUUAUGCAUACAACAAUGGGUGAUAUACAUUUAAAGCUUUAUCCUAAGGAAUGUCCAAAAACUGUAGAAAAUUUUGUAACUCAUUGCCGAAACAAUUACUAUAACAACCAUAUUUUUCACAGAGUUAUUAAGCAGUUCAUGAUUCAAACAGGAGACCCUAUUGGUGAUGGCACCGGUGGCAAAUCGAUUUGGGGAGGAGAAUUUGAAGAUGAAUUUCAUCAUACCUUACGUCAUGAUCGUGCGUACACUCUUAGUAUGGCUAACGCUGGUCCAAAUACAAACGGCAGUCAGUUUUUUAUUACUGUUAUCCCAACGCCCUGGCUCGAUAAUAAACACACUAUUUUUGGGCGCGUUGUUAAAGGAAUGGAUGUGUGUCAAGCAAUCAGUCUUGUAAAAACAUUUCCUAAAAAUGAUAAACCACGUGAAGAUGUCAAGAUUAUUAAUAUGGUUGUGAAGUAAAAAAGAUUUUCUUCUCACCACAAUUCUUAGGAUUCGAUUACAGCAGGAUUGCUAUUGGUUGAUUCUCAUUAAAUGGUUAGUAAUCCCACUUCGUUUGGGUAAAAAAUAUCGAAUGUCUGCCUAAUGACUGUGAACAAAUUAAGUACCUCUGCAACGAUUGUUAUUUGAGGAAAGCUUAUCGCUUUCUCAAUUAGAUACCGGAGUAUUUUUACAUGCAAUAGUACUACUUGUAUUAAAUAUGAUGUUUAUAUA
Hydra vulgaris (swiftwater hydra) is the source of this 2159-nucleotide messenger RNA. RefSeq names its product peptidylprolyl isomerase domain and WD repeat-containing protein 1. Gene Ontology annotation, biological process: protein peptidyl-prolyl isomerization. The record is from RefSeq and is a predicted model, not a curated record. Gene Ontology annotation, molecular function: peptidyl-prolyl cis-trans isomerase activity; protein binding. Lineage: Eukaryota; Metazoa; Cnidaria; Hydrozoa; Anthoathecata; Hydridae.